UGUUCCACACACCUCUUGUUGAAAGUAUCGAUAAAGCAGAACAUUAUAAUAAUUAUUUACAAGUUUGGCGCCGCGGGUGUUUAUGUUUUGCUUAUAUUUUACCGGAAAACAGCAACAUGUCCCACCUAGAUGUUCUUUUUGGAAACUCGGAUGAGUUUGGCAACGAAAAUGACGGUGAAAUCCCAUCCGACGAUGACGGUCCUGUUGAAAAUGAUAAUCCGGACGCGGCUGAAGAUGCUGAUAACGCAGCUGGUACCCAAGUUAAAGUUGAGCCGAAGAAGCGAACUGUGCAGAACCCUCGACUUGUACUGAAUGUUCAACGACUUUGCGGUUCCAGGGGUAUCGUUGAUAUGGAGGGUCAUUUCAAAAGUAUCAAGUUUCGUGGCAAAGGACAUGAACAGGACGAUUUGGACGCGGUUAUGAAACGAAUGCAACACUGGGCGCACCGAAUGUAUCCCAAAUAUAGCUUGGACGACAGCUUGGCAAAGAUUGAAAUUCUGGGCCGGAAGAAACAAGUGCAGUCCUACAUGAACAAAUACCGGAUGGAUUUGCUUGAACCGGAAAUAGUCGCCAAUGAUGAAGACAGGGAUGACGACGGAUUGGCAUAUGAGUCGAACGUUAUGAAUCAACCCUUGGAUCCUUUGGACAGCAUGCUGGAAGAGCAAAUAGCAAUUUCUCGUGCGGGAAAUUUGAACACAUCCGGUGUGGAAAACUUAUCCGUUUCGGAGAGAAAUUUUGAUUUAUUGCGAGAUGACAGUAUAAGCUCACCAGUGUCAACUACUCCAUUAAACACACCCAAAGAUCCAUCGCCUGGAUUGUCGGAUGAAAUUCGAGCUAAGAUAGCAGCAAAUCGGCUGAAAGCAUUAGAAAUUCGAAGGGCAAAAAUGUCUCCUGCUCCUGCGAGGGAAACAGAAGUGGCAGAAGAAAUCAAUACUUCUAGUGCAUAAGAAAAAUUAUUGAAUUACUUUUCGUUUAACCGUAAUAACAAAUUAUAAUCACUAGUUUUACUCAAGAGAGCUGCUGAUUUGUGACAGGUUUAAGUUUGAAGAAGGAAUAAAUCUAUAUUCAGCUCAAA
This is a messenger RNA of Topomyia yanbarensis, 1075 nucleotides long. RefSeq names its product protein TIPIN homolog. Gene Ontology annotation, cellular component: nucleus; replication fork protection complex. Bases 117 to 947 code for a protein of 276 amino acids. Gene Ontology annotation, biological process: replication fork processing; DNA replication checkpoint signaling; replication fork arrest. Lineage: Eukaryota; Metazoa; Arthropoda; Insecta; Diptera; Culicidae. The record is from RefSeq and is a predicted model, not a curated record. The transcript has 2 exons. Gene Ontology annotation, molecular function: DNA binding.